AUGUCUAUCUCCUCACUGCUAGUACUCGGCCUGUCACUCUUUACCAUCCAUCUUCAGCUCAUUUUUGGUCUGCCCAGCCCUGAGGGCACUCCACUUAAGCCUAGCCACUUCCGUGAGCUCCCUGCCUGGAGCCGUGGCCCCCAUAACCCGAUCAGUGACCUCAAUGUCCCGGGAGGGAGUUUAGUCUGGGACCGCGAGCUCCACAUCGACAACGGCAAAAAAGUCGAGGUUGUCCACGUUGAAACUGGGCAUGUCGUCUACCUCAUAAGCCAAUCCCCCGAUGACUACCGCACGACGAUAAUUUCCAACGGAGAGGGUAAAGAACUCCUGCGAUUCACACUCGAUAAAACACCAAUAAGCUGUCUUUGGCACGUAUACCACACAUCCUCAGCUUCGCUGAGCUACGAGAUCCAUCCGAACGGGCCUGCUACCGAUCGCUGGUUUAUGCGCAUAUGGCAGAAAAACCUUGCAACUUUGGCAUAUUACCGCGGUCGUUCAUCAAAUACUGGAAAUGUCUACUUCCAUAAAGCUCGAUUAGCUGCAUUCGAAUUCACCAACAUCCAACAGGUAGACAAAUCCCGGAUGAAACCGGGUACUUUGAAAGGUGUUCAAAACGUUGUCACAUAUGAAAUCGUUCGACGAUCAGAUAUUCCCGAGCAUUACUUCAUUGGGCUAUGGUGCCAGGUCAAAAGAAGAAUCGACCAUUAUAAGUUAUGA
This is a messenger RNA of Puccinia triticina, 717 nucleotides long. RefSeq lists its product as uncharacterized. The transcript has 4 exons. The record is from RefSeq and is a predicted model, not a curated record. Lineage: Eukaryota; Fungi; Basidiomycota; Pucciniomycetes; Pucciniales; Pucciniaceae. The coding region runs from base 1 to 717 and encodes 238 amino acids.